CAAGGCCCGAGGCGGAGCCUGUUUGCUGUAGGCGGCGGCGGCGGCGGCGGGCAUGGUCCGGGGACACCUGAGGUUUUUGAUUAUCACUGGUUGACUAUCUGAGAAUUCUUUAAUGUGAUUGAUUGCUUGGACAGCUUGAUGACAUCACUGCAGCUCAGCACUGGGAAUCCAACAACACUCAAAUGCACAUUGAGAGAACUAAAGUUCACUCCACAAACACCGCUAGAAAUCUUUGAGAUCCUUUCUUCGAGGUUAUCUCCAGGUGAUUCUACUUACAUACCCGAACCAAUGGAGUUGAGUCUUGUCCACCUGAGUUCAAAGACAAAAGGGUGGAAAGUCAUCAUCAGGGUUUCUCUGUGCUAAAGCUGUCACAUCAGCAGUCCAUGCAAAGGAACACCUUCAGUGGCAAAUGGACAGACUCUCAUAUCUAUUCAGAUUUGGUUUGACAAUCAGCAUCAGAAAGACAAAUGUCAUUGUCCGGGACAUUGCCAUACUGCCAUCGAUCAGCAUUAAUGGUGUGAUGCAGGAGGUUGUUGAUAGCUUCAUGAUCACCAACAAUCUGUCACUUUAAACUGAAAUCAACACAUGCAAACAAAAACUUCAAGCUGAGUAAGUGUGUGGAACAACAACAACCUGACUGGGAACACCAAACUAGUCGCUCCAACAUGCCAGUUCCCUGCAGCAGCUGUGACAAAAAGGCAGCAGUCCUCAGGCGGCCCAAAACAGGCCACUCCCUUUGUAAAGAGUGCUUUUUCUGGGCCUUUGAAGAGGAGGUUCAUCAGACAAUCCUGUGUGCUAAGCUUUUCCAGAAGGGAGAGACUGUUGGAAUUGGUGCUUCUGGCGGAAAGGACUCAACCGUUCUAGCUCAUGUUCUAAAAGUCUUAAAUGAACGGUAUAAUUACGGGUUAAAUCUGAUGCUGCUUUCUGUGGAUGAAGGCAUCACUGGUUAUCGUGAUGACUCCUUAGAGACGGUAAAGAGAAACCAACAACAGUACGACCUGCCUCUCAAGAUUGUUUCCUAUGAAGAGCUGUAUGGUUGGACAAUGGACCAGAUUGUGAAGAAAGUUGGGUUGAAAAAUAACUGCACGUUCUGUGGAGUCUUCAGACGGCAAGCUCUUGACCGAGGGGCCAUGAUGCUGAAGGUAGACAAGGUCUGCACAGGUCACAAUGCUGAUGACGUUGCUGAAACUGUCCUGAUGAAUUUCUUACGUGGAGACAUUGCUAGACUCCGCCGCUGCACCUCAAUCAUCACAGGCAGCGAGGGAGCCAUUCCUCGCUGCAAGCCACUCAAAUACGCUUAUGAGAAGGAGAUUGUGCUGUAUGCUUACUUCAAGAAACUGGACUACUUCUCUACAGAAUGUGUGUAUUCCCCUAAUGCAUACAGGGGCUAUGCUCGUGCUUUUCUGAAAGAUCUGGAGUCUAUCCGGGCCAGUGCUAUCAUGGAUGUAAUUCACUCCGGUGAGAAUCUGUCUAUAAAGGAGGACGUGAAGAUGCCCACACAGGGUACCUGCACCCGCUGUGGUUACAUUUCCAGCCAGAAGCUCUGUAAGGCGUGUGCUCUGCUGGAGGGGCUGAACCGAGGGCUGCCUAAACUUGGUAUUGGCAAGCACCACAAAUUGCACAAUCGACUGCUGAACAAGGAGCCGCUCACUGAGGAAGAAAAGAAGAAACUGGGAGCAAUUAAUUUCUGAAUGCAUGAGUUCAUUUUUAAACUCUGCCAAUUAUCUGGCUGAGGUCAGUCUUCAAAUGUUAACUAGUCAGUGACUAAUGUGUUUACGAUCAAGGUGGAAACUGUAUCUAAUCUCUAUCAUAACGUGCACUGGAUAGAACUACUGUUAUUGACUACCUUUAACCAGCAAAUAUUUCACACCUCAAUCAUGUGCCACUUAAUAUGUGCCACUUUGUGAAUACUCUAAAGUGAAAUUUUAAUUUUUAAACACUUUGGCUGCCAGCACUGUAGCAUAUAGAUUAAUAUUUGGGGGAAUAUGGAACCUAAUGAUAAAAAGACAACAUCAUUCUACACGCUUUCUGCAAAUUCAGCUAAAACUAAUUUCUAAUUCUCUUAGAAAUCAUAGAAAUUCUUAUGACAUAUUUGAUAAAAUCCACAUGCAAUAGCUGAUCAGUAAAAUGUGAUUUAGAAUUUGCACCCCCAGGUAAUGGGAAUCUAUAUUUAAGGAAGAUUGGUAUACCAGCUUUUUGAUCAUUGAAUAAAAAAUAACUUGCAUAUAGAUUGAUGAGAUGAAAAUCUCCCCUUUCUUCUACUUAGAAGGGUCCACUGUCUGAAAGAAAUUGAGUUAAUCUUAACUCAGUCCCUAUUUUAUGUAAGCCCAGAGCACUAAUCUCCAUUGUUUUGAAUCUGAAGUAGCAUAACAUUUGUCAAAUUCACUAGGAAGUGGCAAAUGUUGUAGUAAUGCAUUGGAGGUGUUGGAGGAGAAGAGGAAGGAAGGAUUAGGGUGUACGUUUUAGGCAGAGUAAGGGAGUGUCAUCCUGUGCUAGCUGUGCUGUCCCUCGUGCAAUCUGGGAGAGUUUGAUGCAAAUAAUUACUGAUUUUAAAAAUUUGGCAAAUGGGUUCCACUUGAUAGAAUGAGUUCUGUGUGGGACAUCCUCUACUCACUAGAUCCAAAUCAUGAAUUGAGCUGAAUCGGGGAAUGGGUGUGAAGGAGGAUAAAUCAAAGUGAGACAGCCCAGGUCAAUUUGACACUUGGCCUAGUAGUUGUCUGGGGCCAGCUUGACUGGCUGUCAUCCCUGUUACACAGUGGGUGGAACUUAGGAAAUAUGAUUCCAAAGAAGCAGUAAGAACUGAGUGUUUUUGCUUUUGCAGAUACUGUGUUCAUUCUGGACUCCCCCCACCACUUAUUCACAGCCUUUUCACUGGAUACCACACCAGACCACUGCAAAAUUCAGAGUUGCUACCACAGAGGUAGCGACUCUGGCUGAAACUAUGACAAAUUGGAUUCAUGACCAUGGACCCCAUUUAGCUGUUUAUGAACAGAUCUUUUACCAAUUUUACAGUUUUUUUUUCUCUAUCUGUUUAGAAAUAACUGAUUUUAAUGGUUUAGCUCUGAGUUCCAGAAGAGUAUGUGGAGGGGAUUUCAGUGAUCUUUGGAGGAAUAAUUUGCAAUGAUGCCUGCACUAAACACUGUCCUGAUUAUACAGCCCACGUGACUGUAAAUGAAAUGCCUGUGUUAACUAGGCUGCAGAUGGUACAAAAUCUAUCCAUUUAGUUUUAUAUUAUUGUCAUCAAUUUCUGGAUUUUUUAAAAAUAAAACAAUUAUGAUUGUUUAAUCAUU
Molecule: messenger RNA, 3290 nt
Organism: Carcharodon carcharias (great white shark)
Lineage: Eukaryota; Metazoa; Chordata; Chondrichthyes; Lamniformes; Lamnidae
Gene: ctu1
Product: cytosolic thiouridylase subunit 1 homolog (S. pombe)
Exons: 5
Coding region: 666-1691 (341 amino acids)
Biological process (GO): tRNA wobble position uridine thiolation
Cellular component (GO): cytosolic tRNA wobble base thiouridylase complex; mitochondrion
Molecular function (GO): tRNA binding
Source: RefSeq, a predicted model, not a curated record